Messenger RNA from Pseudocercospora fijiensis CIRAD86, 264 nucleotides. RefSeq lists its product as uncharacterized. Gene Ontology annotation, biological process: protein folding in endoplasmic reticulum. Lineage: Eukaryota; Fungi; Ascomycota; Dothideomycetes; Mycosphaerellales; Mycosphaerellaceae. The annotation marks the transcript as partial. The record is from RefSeq and is a predicted model, not a curated record. Gene Ontology annotation, cellular component: EMC complex. The transcript has a single exon.
AUACCAACAGACAUCAUCGUCGAAACUCUGUUCUCAGUGCUGCUUCUCUGUGUCGGAGUAGUAUUAGGCAGCGCGGAUCUGAAACCAAUACAAUGGAACGUUUGGGCCGGAAAUCUGGAGAGAAGUAAAGAAGCGAGGAAAAUUCAGGAAGUCGGCGUGGGUGGUGGAAACCCGUAUGCUGGGCUGGAGGAGAGGAGUGGGUUUGCGGAUAUCAGAGCGCAGAGGAAGGAGUUUGCGGAGUGGGUGACAGGUGGUGGGCAGAAG